Molecule: messenger RNA, 326 nt
Organism: Dendroctonus ponderosae (mountain pine beetle)
Lineage: Eukaryota; Metazoa; Arthropoda; Insecta; Coleoptera; Curculionidae
Gene: mRpL33
Product: 39S ribosomal protein L33, mitochondrial
Biological process (GO): translation
Cellular component (GO): mitochondrion
Source: RefSeq, a predicted model, not a curated record
UAUUCGGUAUUCGUUUUUGGAGGUACUUGUAGCUUUUUACCAAAAUAUUUAUUAUUUAAAUUAAAGCAAUGUUUAUAACGAGAGUUCUUUUAAAAAAAGUGAAAGCAAAAGACAUCAUGGUCCAAAUGGAAAGUUUGGUUUCUGGUCAUACGUUCAACAAAAUUAGGCCCAGACUAGCCGAUAAACUGGAAGUAAUCAGAUUCGACCCUUACGUCCAACAAGAAUGCGUAUACAGAGAAAAGAAGAAGGUUCGUAGCAUGUAAAGCACUGGGAUUUAAAAAGUUUUAUAGCGUUCAAAAAGUGUAAAUAGAUGUGUUGAUGAAUUA